GAUAGACCACUGAACGGUAUUGUUGAGAGUAGUCAUGUUCUGUAAUCAAUAUAGCCAUGGCAGUUGUGCUACCUCACCCACUUUAUUUACAUACUGUGUACAUGUUCAACAACCCAACACCAAUAUUUAAGUGAUAUUUCGAAGUUCCUGACAUAAGAUAAGAUUGGUCCUUUACAGUUGGAUCGACCAGUGGCUGUAUGCAUUAAAACCUCCAUUUACUUCUCAUACUCAUCCUUCGCCAUUGUCAUAAGAGAAUUGCCUUAAAGAGGUUUUAAUUUUCUGUCAGAUGUAUUGUACGGGACGGUGUCCAUGCAGGCCGAGUUCAUUGGACCGAAUCUGCACUCAACGCGUUCUUGUAUUUAAGCUCCUUAAGUGAAAGGCCCAAAUCAUUCAGAUCAAAUUCCAAGAGAAUACAGCUUAUUUAUUGUUUGAGGGAUUCAUUUCGCUGAGGGAUUGUACAUUUGUGAAGAUGAAGAUCUUAGUGUUAUCUCGCAGUGGCAGAGAGAUUGUUAAGGGCGGUAUCGAACUCAAUGAAAAUGCCUCUGUGAGUGAGCUGAAAGAUUUAAUCCACAAACGAACCAAGAAGUAUUACCCUGCAAGGCAACGUCUUACACUUCCACUGCAACCUGGCCAGGGGAAGCCCAUUGUUCUUGAAUCAACAAAGAAGCUAAAAGAUUAUUUCAAGGAAAAUGAAGGAAAUCAGGUGGUGUUCAAAGAUUUAGGCCCACAGGUCUCGUACCAAAUUCUCUUUUUCUGGGAAUAUGUAGGCCCUCUGUUUAUUUAUCCUAUCUUCUAUUACUCCCCCGUGUACAAGCUUUUUGGUUAUCCUGCUGAGCGAGUUAUACACCCAGUUCAGACCUAUGCAAUGUACUAUUGGUGCUUUCACUACUUAAAACGGAUUUUAGAGACAUUUUUUGUUCACAGGUUCAGCCAUGCAACUUCUCCCAUUUCUAAUGUUUUUAGAAACUGCUCUUACUACUGGAGCUUUGGUGCAUUCAUAGCUUAUUUUGUCAAUCAUCCCCUCUACACACCUGUGAGUGAGAAGCAAAUGAAGAUUGGUUUUGGGUUGGGAAUUCUGUGCCAGGCUGCAAACUUUUACUGUCACAUCCUUUUAAGGAAUCUCAGGAGCCCUGAUGGCAAGGGGGGAUAUCAGAUUCCAUAUGGGUUCCUGUUUAAUAUUGUGACCUGUGCGAACUACACUACUGAGAUCUAUCAGUGGUUGGGAUUCAAUAUUGCAACGCAGACAGUUGCUGGCUAUACUUUCCUUGUUGUAGCAACCCUUAUUAUGACUGAUUGGGCUUUAGGCAAGCACCGCCGCUUGAAGAAAAUAUUUGAUGGCAAAGAUGGCAGACCCAAAUAUCCCAGGCGGUGGGUGAUAUUACCUCCUUUUCUGUGAAAUGCAUCAGAUAACCGCAUUGGACCAUUCAAAGUUUUAUUUUACUGGAUAAUAAUCAAUUAGGACUAUUUUUUUGGUCCGAAGAUGCAUCUAUGUUAUCAAUUGCUAUGGUUCUGACUUGAACUCUGUAUUGUGGCAUUAAUUUAUUUCAGAGUUUUAGUAUUUAAAUUUUAAACUCAUAGGAUUAUCCUUUAUCUGCUGUUUUAAACUUUUGAUUCUUCCAGAUCUGGGAGGUUUGUGUACCAUAACAUGUCCAUUUCUAGUAAUGGCAGCUCUAUGCUGCACAUCCCAUAUUGCAUGUUC
This is a messenger RNA of Cryptomeria japonica (Japanese cedar), 1699 nucleotides long. RefSeq names its product very-long-chain enoyl-CoA reductase. The record is from RefSeq and is a predicted model, not a curated record. The transcript is spliced from 4 exons. NCBI's taxonomy places the organism in Eukaryota, Viridiplantae, Streptophyta, Pinopsida, Cupressales, Cupressaceae. Gene Ontology annotation, biological process: very long-chain fatty acid biosynthetic process. The coding region runs from base 470 to 1396 and encodes 308 amino acids. Gene Ontology annotation, molecular function: oxidoreductase activity, acting on the CH-CH group of donors.